Marchantia polymorpha subsp. ruderalis is the source of this 2604-nucleotide messenger RNA. The record is from the annotation of a GenBank genome assembly. Lineage: Eukaryota; Viridiplantae; Streptophyta; Marchantiopsida; Marchantiales; Marchantiaceae.
GAUAAUUAGCGAGGCCCAAGACGGGCGAAAAUGCAACUCGAAGCUCGGAAGACGCAGCGGCAAUCUCGCUCUUCUGCUUCUUCUGACGUCCUGAAGUAGGUCAAGAACGAGGAAGGGCUGACGAACGAAGUGAAUCGCAACAGCAGCAGCUGCUUAGAGCGACACGGAGGAAAAUCCCAGCACGGCCUCGUUGAUUUCGCGUCAGGUCGCUCGAACUUUCGGUCGCUGUGUCCCUCGUUCGGCGGCAAAUUACAAACUCGCGGAGUCGCGAGCUCCACAUGCGAUCGCAUAUUCGGAGGGAGGUCGUCCUCCUCGGUGAAAGAAGGGACCACUUUCGUGAAUCUGUUUAAUGUCGAAUUGGCUGGUACGCAGUCCCUAGGACCGACAAUUUGCAGUGAGGGAAUUACGAUCUCUCGAUUGCCAAGGAAAGAGCCGGCAUGGGCGAUGCAAUGAGGGGAGCGCACUUUCGGUUGUCGCCAGCUCAAAAACAGCGCAUGUUAGUAGCGCAAGAGCGCUGUCGAGAUGCAGCGGGAAGUGUCCAUUCUUCUGCUUUUGUCAACGUUGGGGACACGAUACCCGUGGACUACGAGAAUGGAUAUUUGAGGGGCCAUGGAACCCAGGUAGUCGAUGGACAGCUCCUUGCCACUGUUUGCGGAGUUGUGGAACGAGUGAAUAAACUUGUUUCCGUCCGACCCCUUCGAGCCAGAUACAACCCAGAGACUGGUGAUGUGGUUGUAGGUCGUGUAACCGAGGUUGCACCAAAACGAUGGAAGGUGGAUGUCAAUUCCAGGCAAGAUGCUCAGCUGAUGCUGUCCGCUGUUAAUCUACCAGGUGGUAUCCAGAGGCGCAGGACGGCCACAGAUGAACUCAACAUGAGGGACCUCUUUACCGAAAACGAUCUUAUAAGUGCUGAAGUACAGACCCUUCAUCAAGAUGGAUCACUUCAUCUUCACACUCGCAGCUUAAAAUACGGGAAGCUUGAGAGUGGACAGCUCGUGAAAGUAGCGCCGUAUUUGAUCAAACGUCUAAAGCAGCACUUUCAUCAGCUGAAGCAGUAUGGAGUACAAAUGAUUUUAGGCUGUAAUGGUUAUGUUUGGAUAUCAGCACUUCCUCAAUCUACCCCCGAUAUUGCAACAGAUCAGAAACGUGCUAAUACUGAAUCACUUGAAGCGGCCGCGGGGACAGCUGACAGUCAAAACGUUGAAAUAUCCCGAGAGUUGAGGGAGAGAAUCUGCAGGCUUGCUAACGUAGUUCGAGUAUUGGGAGCAUGUGGUUUUCUUAUACAUCCUGAUUCCAUAGUGGAUACUUACGAAGCGAGUUUGAGUUGGGGUACAGAACUCAAACACAUGUUCUCUGGAGAGUUCUUUGUGAAGGUAGUUGAAAGAGAAGCAGAACAGAGGUCUAAGAAAGGGUAAGCUUCAUACUGAGCAUCAAAUAUACACACACAAUUUUGCCAGCAGAGGAGAGAAGUAGAAAGAGUAGCAAGAAUUUAGCUUAGAGAGGUGACUGAUUGCACGUAAUGUGUAAGUCACACAGAAGAGUCAUGAAGCCGAGGCGUUGUGAAGGAGAAGGGGACUUCUCACAUCUAGGUACGUUGAAGUCGGUGAUGGAUACACACAGCGGGACGUACGUGCUAAUUUCGAUCCAAUCAUCUUCGCAGAUGAUGGUUCGCAUCCCAUUCUAUGUGAACCUAAUGCGACCUCAUAUAUUACGGCCGAAAAAAUCUCGCACGAAUCUGAAACGAGUUGCGAAAUCUAUUUGCCGAGUUUUUUGUUGCGCACGAAGCGGUUGGAGAAGAUGCCUAAAUUCUUCAUCAUCACUUUGGGCCUCCAUUGAAGCAAUAUAUUUAAAGGAUAUGUGUGGCUGGCUGGAGGGCCGCGUAGCAUCUGACUGUGCAGACGGGGUAGAUGACAGGUGGAUUUUCGCUGCUGCCGACCGUCAGCUAUUUCCUUUGUUUGCUCCGGCAGCGCCAUGAAAGCGCUAAUUAGCGCCAUGACUCAUGUGCUGGGCACGAACCUUGGCGUUGCUCAACCGGUAAUCGUGAAGCCAUAGAGAUACCUCCAGUAGUCGGCUUUGCAUGAAAGAGUACAUAGCCUGUUUUUGAGGUCGCUAUUGUUAACAAUGCUGAGCGGCACGUUUUCAGUUGCUUAUCUGUUUCGUACAGUGAGUUAAGGUAAGGGCAAGGGAACUUCGGAACUUAGAUAGUGUAAACAUCCGGGAAGGGAAUGGUGGAUAGGAGCUUCAUUGAAGCUACCUAAGAAUAGCAAGCUUAGUAUGUUCCAAAUUCAAAAGCCACUGUUGUUGGCAGUACUAGGUGUUUCAACUAACUGUCCAGGUCCUUGGAACUGGUUUUUAGAUUGAAUCUCAAAAGCGCACGGUGACGAUAAACGGUCUGUAUAUUGACAUGUCUGCGUCUUCUGGGAGCUGGAGUUGGUGUUUAGUAGGCCUGGAAGUGCGUGAUCUCCCUGUUUUAAGUUGCGACUACAUGUCGGCGCCUAGAACAAAUUCACUUCAUGCCCAAAGACAACAGCACACAGCCAACCGACAAGCUGAACGCUCGUCUCUUGUUAUCCACAUUUCACGUCCUACCUAUUGAAAAAACCU